Molecule: messenger RNA, 2715 nt
Organism: Pygocentrus nattereri (red-bellied piranha)
Lineage: Eukaryota; Metazoa; Chordata; Actinopteri; Characiformes; Serrasalmidae
Gene: abhd5a
Product: abhydrolase domain containing 5a
Exons: 8
Coding region: 275-1282 (335 amino acids)
Biological process (GO): negative regulation of triglyceride storage; positive regulation of triglyceride catabolic process
Cellular component (GO): lipid droplet
Source: RefSeq, a predicted model, not a curated record
AGCCGCAGAUUCACAGCAUGAAGACGCGUUUAGGACGAGGCUUCAGAGCACAGCUGAGCUACUGUUAGUGUGUCUGACCGCAGCCGGGCGCGUGUUGUUAUAGCUACCGAAGUCAGAGUGGCUCUGAACUGCUGGUCUUCUUUGUUAUUGCUGUAACAGUCGCGCAGAGCUGAAAUCCUCACAUUGUCUUGGCUUGAGACUGGCACACCGUGUUCUGGCGUUACUUCGUAUUCAUAGUCUCUUCUACGGUUUUGUCAAAUUCCUGGACACAGCCAUGAGGUCAUGGUGGAUCACCAGCUGGCUGCCAUCUUGGUGCCCCUCAUCUCAGUGCAAACUGAAGGAGGUAGAGGAGAGAAUGCUUCAGCCCCUCAAAAGUAAGUUUUCCAAGCAAUUUGUCCACAUCUCCAAUGACAACAAGCUGUGGACGCUUGUGUUCCAUGGCGGCGUGGAGGGUAAGACGCCUCUGGUGCUGCUGCAUGGCUUUGGUGGAGGAGUGGGUCUCUGGGCCCAGAAUCUAGAUGCUCUGUCCCAGCAGAGGCCAGUAUAUGCCUUCGACCUGCUGGGCUUUGGGCAGAGCAGCAGGCCUCAUUUCAGCACAGACGCCCAGGAAGCUGAGCUGCAGUUUGUGGAGUCCAUAGAGGAGUGGAGGGAAAAACUUGGCUUGGAGAUCAUGAUCAUGCUGGGCCACAACUUGGGAGGAUACCUGGCAGCAGCCUAUUCACUUAAAUACCCUUCCAGAGUAAAACAUCUGAUCCUGGUGGAGCCGUGGGGUUUUCCGGAGCGACCUCAGCCAGGGGACCAGGAUAGACCGAUUCCUGUGUGGAUCAAAGCCCUUGGGGCCAUGCUGAGCCCCUUCAACCCUCUGGCUGGGCUUCGACUGGCAGGACCACUUGGCCCUCUUCUGGUGCAGACUCUGAGACCAGACUUUAAGAAGAAAUUUGAUACUGUGUUUAAUGACAACACAGUCACAGAGUACAUCUACCACCUUAAUGUCCAAAGCCCAAGUGGUGAAACAGCCUUCAAAAACAUGACCAUUCCAUAUGGCUGGGCCAAACGGCCUAUGUUGCAGCGCACUGGCCUGAUUCACAGUGACAUCCCCAUUACCGUGAUCUAUGGGUCGCGCUCCAGCAUAGACGGCCACUCUGGCAAUUCAAUCAAAGAAAUGAGGCCAAACUCCCAUGUGGAGAUCAUAGCCAUAAGAGGAGCAGGACACUAUGUUUAUGCUGACCAGCCAGAGGACUUCAACCACAGGGUGCUGCAUGUCUGUGAAACAGUGAGUUGAAGGGUGGAGACGAAGACUUGCUGUGCCUGUUUAUUCCUUCUCGUUUAUCCAAUAUCAGUACAGCCUUGUAUAGAGAAGUGAUCUUCAGACUAGCACAAGUCAAAAGAGCUGAUCAUAGUGCCUUUAUACUUGCAUGCCACAGUGCUGUACUGCCUCUUCAGUGUGUCCUUCAUUUCUUGAUUCAUACCUCUGGAUACUCUGGGCUUUCUGAUAACUGGAAAAUCUAGACAUAUUUAUUAGUAUAAGUAUUAGGGCUGUCAAAGUUAAUGCAUUGAUUAAAGGCGUUUUGCAAUAAUUAUAUUAAUUUUUGAAUGCCAUUAAUACAUUUUCCUAGUGUGAUCCUUCCAUAGUUGUGCAAGGUGAAGCCCAGCUCCAUAUACACUAUAUUGUAUUGAAAGAUUCUGCUUUUGUAGCUCUGUUGUUGAAAUACAGGUUUGAAAUGGCUUUUAGAGCAAUACCUAACAAAAGCAAUAGCAAGGUGGUAAGCUCCAGUUCCUCUCAAGAGCCUCCAGCGUAACAAGAAUCUGCAUGUUAUAUGAACAAGUGAGAGCAAGAGGCUACAGUGGACUGUAUGUCAUACAUACAUUCAUUGUUUCUAACAUGAAGACACUAAUGCACUCAGUGAAUGUCUGAUGAAAUUUUGUAGCAGAGUCAAGUUCAAUGUGACCUGUUCAGACCUUCCUGCACGGUCCAGUUCUGUACCAUGCUGCAUAUGGCCAAGAUAUACAGUUACAAAUAGCACAAAAUCGUGUGUUUUAAUUGCAAUGGAGUACACCUGCUAAAGUACAUAUUUUUAUUGUUUAAAAAAAGAAAAAAAUUAACAUACAUAAAUAAAUAAAUACAUGACAUUCUCUUGGCCUUUUAAAAUCUUGCUUACAUAAUCACAGCAUCUUAUUAGGUUGAUUUCAGCAGUGCCUAAACUAAAGAAAGAACAGAUGUAUCCAGAUGAUGAUUGGUAACCAGGUAACAUGGUCCAAAUUCAAGAGCUGUAAUAUUUAAGAUAUUUUGUUUUUUACUACCUCACAAAUGACAUAACUGGUGCAACUCUAAAGCAGUUUCUUCAAAGCAGGCAGGGUGAAGCAAACAUGCAUGCUUUGUGCUUUUCUUUGUGCAAUUUACGUGUACUAUUUUAUUUUUGGUACGCACAACAGAGGUUGGGCAUUUUUGCAGUGCUGAAAUGGCAAGGGAUUGAAUUCCAGAGGAUACAUUUAUUGUAGAAUUCUAAAUUUAACAGUGUUUGUAUUUUGUGAAAGAUAAAAUGAUUUAUUUUUGUGUAUUAAAUCUAUUAAGCACAUGACUAACUAUAAUUAGGUUGUCUUCAUGUCCAGUUGGAAUAUCAGUCAGAGUGCGAUGAUUAAUUACUGUGCCAAAUUCCCAAUAAAGUGAAAUGGACAAUCUUGUUAUAAAAGAAUAAAAUCUUCUCAUAUAAUUCA